AUGACAGCCGGGUGCCAAGUGCGCAUGCGCAAGAAGCGGUGCUUUUUGUGAAUGGUAAGGCGGUACCUGGGACACAUGACAGAUCCCAGAAGCCGCCGGACCAAUCACAAAGCGCAAGUGCUUCUCGCUCAUGCGCACUGGGCACCCGGCUGUCAUGCCGAGCGCCAUUACAGAAGCCGGGAAGACAGCGCGCGGCUGGAUCGAGGAACAGGUAAGAUCAAACAAAAACUCUGUGGAAGUAAGAGCGGUUUAAAAUUUUGGCUCUGUGUGUCUAACUUGUUCGCCACCCCUGGCAUAGAUGUAUGCUUUUGCAUACACAUUUUCUAGCUAUUAACUGAAGAAAGUAGAAUAUAUUACUCUGUACUUUAUUUCUGCCUACAGCCCUGAAGGGUGACUG
Molecule: messenger RNA, 397 nt
Organism: Staurois parvus
Lineage: Eukaryota; Metazoa; Chordata; Amphibia; Anura; Ranidae
Source: the annotation of a GenBank genome assembly